CUUCCAAAGCCUCCUGCCCUCCGCUCUCAGACACCCUGGGUGAGUGGUUAGCAGGCCAGCAAGCCGGCAGCCCCUGGCUUCAGAAACUUCUGAGCCUUGGGUCAUUCUCCGUGCCACUCUAAGCAGCUGGAUUCCACAGACAGUGAGAGGCGACCAGGAGGCCAGAACGGAGCAGCAAGGAGAGCCCACUGGGGGCCGGAGUGCCAUGGCUCUCUGAUCCAAAGAGAAGUUAGCAAGGAAGUCCGAUUCACACACCUUCUCUGGGACCCUCCAUGAAUUCCAGGAAGAAAGUAGACUUGAAGCUCAUCAUCAUUGGUGCCCUUGGCGUGGGAAAGACCUCCCUCCUGCACCAGUACAUACACAAGACGUUCUAUGAAGACUACCAGACUACCCUGGGAGCCAGCAUUCUCUCCAAGAUCAUCGUGGUGGACAAUACCACCCUGAAGCUCCAGAUCUGGGAUACAGGGGGUCAGGAGCGGUUCCGGUCCAUGGUGUCGACCUUCUACAAAGGCUCGGACGGCUGCAUCCUGGCCUAUGACGUCACUGACCUGGAGUCCUUCCACGCCAUGGAUGACUGGAGAGGUGACAUCCUGGAGAAGACAGUCUCCACGGGCCAGGCCUUUCCCAUGGUGGUUCUGGGGAACAAGAUCGAUCUGGAUGACCGACAGGUCUCCCAGGAGGUGGCUCUAGGAUGGUGCACAGAGAAGGACAUCCCAUACUUUGAAGUCUCUGCCAAGAAUGAUAUCAACAUUGAGCAGGCAUUCGAGACACUAGCCAGGCAGGCACUAGUGAGGUACCGAGGGAUUCUGGACAGCUAUUUCACCGACUCCAUCAAGCUCACUCCCGAAGACCAGACACAAAGUAAAUGUUGCUGAUAGAGGUGGGAGCCCACCUCAGGACCCAGCUAGGCAGCUGAUAAGACUGAAACCCGCUGCCCAACUUCUGGUGGACUGGAAGAGGGAGAAAGCCAUUGAACUAUGUCUCCAGGCUAAGAACCGCCCUUAACUUGGGAAAGCACUGCUCCGUCUGGAAAAUCUAUCCCGCACCCCAUCAUCUACCAGAGUGCCUUCCUACUAAUAACAACUAUGGUACUUUUUUAAGCAUUUACUAGAUGCCAAACACUGUUCGAAGCUCUAGGGUAGAGACAAAUUAGAUUGGACACAGUCCUUAACUCGGGAAAGCACUGCUCCAUCUGGAAAAUCUAUCCUGCACCCCAUCAUCUAGCAGAGUGCCUUCCUACUAAUAACAACUAUGGUACUUGUUAAGCCUUUACUAGAUGCCAAACACUGUUCUAAGCUCUAAGGUAGAGACAAAUUAAUUAGAUUGGACACAGUCCUUAACUCAGGAAAGGACUGCUCCAUCUGGAAAAUCUACCCUGCACCCCAUCAUCUAGCAGAGUGCCUUCAUACUAAACAACUAUGGUACUUGUUAAGCAUUUACUAGAUGCCAAACACUGUUCUAAG
Messenger RNA from Tachyglossus aculeatus (Australian echidna), 1463 nucleotides. It is a transcript of the gene RAB7B, whose product is annotated as RAB7B, member RAS oncogene family. Gene Ontology annotation, cellular component: late endosome; lysosome; phagocytic vesicle. The record is from RefSeq and is a predicted model, not a curated record. The transcript has 7 exons. Gene Ontology annotation, biological process: endosome to lysosome transport; phagosome-lysosome fusion. Lineage: Eukaryota; Metazoa; Chordata; Mammalia; Monotremata; Tachyglossidae. Gene Ontology annotation, molecular function: GTPase activity; GTP binding. Bases 273 to 875 code for a protein of 200 amino acids.